Prunus mume (Japanese apricot) is the source of this 1207-nucleotide messenger RNA. Its product is annotated as putative aquaporin TIP3-2. Gene Ontology annotation, molecular function: water channel activity. Gene Ontology annotation, cellular component: membrane. NCBI's taxonomy places the organism in Eukaryota, Viridiplantae, Streptophyta, Magnoliopsida, Rosales, Rosaceae. Gene Ontology annotation, biological process: transmembrane transport; water transport. The record is from RefSeq and is a predicted model, not a curated record.
GCGCUCUCUCUCUCUCUCUCGACUCUAGAGAUCUGGAUUCUUCCUUUCAUGUUGAUUUCGUUGUUUGCUAAAGUAGUGGGCUAGCCAAGUAAAGUUAGCUUAAUUAUUGUAAGCAACCGGCAACCUUCAACCUGCAAGUGGCAGAUCAUAUAUUACUAUUCCUGGGGAAAAGUUCAAGCACGUAGUCGUAAUUAAGAAAGAGAGUGCUGAUAAUUGCCUUCACCAUGCCGCCUCGGAGAUAUGCCUUUGGGAGGGCCGACGAGGCCACCCACCCUGACUCCAUGAGAGCCACUUUAGCUGAAUUCGUUGCCACUUUCAUCUUUGUCUUUGCUGGGGAAGGCUCUGUUCUCGCUCUUGGGAAGAUUUACAAGGAUAGCGGCACAUCAGCAGCUGAGCUGAUAGCCAUAGCUCUUGCACAUGCCUUCUCUCUAUUUUCGGCCGUCUCAACCAGCAUUAACGUAUCUGGUGGCCACGUCAACCCUGCUGUAACCUUCGGUGCACUUAUUGGUGGAAGGCUCUCUGUUGUUCGCGCCCUUUACUACUGGGUUGCUCAGCUCCUUGGGGCUAUUGUGGCUUCCCUUUUGCUAAGGCUUGUCACAAAUGGCAUGAGGACAGUGGGGUUCAGCAUGGCCUCUGGUGUUGGCGAGUGGCAUGGGCUAAUACUAGAGAUUGUGAUGACAUUUGGGUUAGUUUACACCGUGUAUGCUACUGCCAUUGAUCCCAAGAGGGGUAGCUUGGGAACUAUGGCACCACUGGCAAUUGGAUUGAUUGUUGGGGCAAAUAUCCUGGUGGGCGGGCCUUUUGACGGGGCAUCCAUGAACCCAGCAAGGGCAUUCGGGCCUGCACUGGUAGGGUGGAGAUGGAGGAACCACUGGAUCUACUGGGUUGGACCAUUUAUAGGAGGUGGGUUGGCAGCUCUCAUAUAUGAGUACAUGGUGAUACCAACAGAGACCCCCCACCACACUCACCAGCCCUUGGCUCCUGAGGAUUACUAGUCUCUAGUCUCUAGCCUAGUACUACUACUUUACUUUACUCUCGUUGUUUGUUUUAGCCACCCACUACCUACUCUACUGUUUAAGUUUUUAUGUUCCAUUUUCUGUAAUCUUCCUCUUUCGGUUUGACAACUUUUCAUAAACACCUCAUGUCCAUCGCAUGCAUAUGUGAUUGUAAAGCUAAUAAAAGUGUGCCAUCGAGUUUCUUUGGCUAA